Molecule: messenger RNA, 1615 nt
Organism: Sycon ciliatum
Lineage: Eukaryota; Metazoa; Porifera; Calcarea; Leucosolenida; Sycettidae
Exons: 8
Coding region: 103-747 (214 amino acids)
Source: RefSeq, a predicted model, not a curated record
CGCAAUGCCCAGGCGGGUGCAAGCUCUUCUUCACCAGCUGUCGGUUCGGAUCAUCUCCACUCAGGCGGGCGACCAUGGCUUGCAUACAGUGUUUUACUUGGCAUGCUGACCCUGGCAGGGGCUGGAUUUGUUCAUUUAUACGAGGCUUAUAUAUUACCCUACUUACAGCGCCGUGAGCAAGAAGAGACGCGACUGCAGGGACUGGAAGCAGCUCUUGGCAGUACGCAGUCAAGACUAAAUGAUACUGUUGACGGAUUGCAGACGAGUGUAUCUGCCAUACAGGAAAGUGUAAGGAGAAUUGAGCAAGACGUGACCACGAUAAAGUGUUCAUCUAGUCAGACAUCCAGUCGGGAGGAUGCAAUGGCCGGUGUGAAAUCGGAGAUUCAAACGGUGAAAAGCCUCUUACUUUCCAGGAAUCAGUUUGCAUCUGCGCCAGUGCAGCGUCCCAGCAUUCCCGCGUGGCAGCGGACUAACGGCACAAGCAGCAGUGCAGCAGCCGCGUCACCGACAAAUGGCGCGAAUGGUGACAGUGCGAAUGGCUCGUCGAGUGAGAGCGCUUCUCCCAAUGACGGUGAGGACAGCAAUGGCACGCCACCCAAUAAGUCACCGCUGUCCAGCCGUUCUCAAGAUCCAGGUGGCAAUGAGGACACCGUGUCACCGCAAUGCAUGCCCAAGUCCUUAUCACCUGCUGUACGUACAGCUCAGCCUCAAGAUGGUGGUCAGCAACCGAAUGGGGAGUCAAGUUGAAGCACGAUGAUCACGAUAUACAUACUUGAUAAUGAACCAGCAGUUCGGGUCCUUGAAUGCUGGAAUCAGAUACUGCCCUCUCCCGUACAGCAAGGCGUGUUUGUGAACAUGACGGAGAGAGUGAGCUGGCUGUUUGCAGGGUUCAUGCGCUUAGCUUCAUGCCAGAUGAUCAGCUAUACUCUAUGGAAUGAUGAGAUAUGCUUGGACACUGGCUUGUGACCUGCUACUUCUCUGCCACUCGUACUGAAGGUAUUCAAGAUCGCCAGUAAGUGUGCCACUGCUCAAGGUGCCUAUUGAUGAGAAUCAGGUAUAUCCUAAACGACUAGUGGGUGCUGCCACAGUCGAUUCUCUUUUUGUUUUGUAUUCUUCCAAACUCACUCAAACUGGUUGCCUUGAUCUCGUCCGCUAUUCCAGUUUCCUCCCGUUUGUGAUAUUCUUUAGUUUCUGACAAACGCCGAGCCUACUGCGCAUAGCGGAAUUGGGAACACUACAUGACCGCAGCAAAUUCAUCGUUGUGUUGCUUGCAUAUAUCAAUGAACCAGAAGCUACAUUUACACGCAGAGCUCAUAAUCCCAUUGCCUAAUUUUUAACUCAUUAUGACAGUCAUCUUGACUUUAAUGUUAUAUCUAGCAUGCUGGCAUGCUUCAUCAAUGACUACACGUGUAAGUAUGCACCCUGCACAAUGUAACGUUAUUUCUCGCAGCGUCGUGACUGGGUACGAUGAAAUAUUUUUUUAAUGUCUUCGAAGUGAACUUUGCUCUCAUCUCUUUACAAAAGCAAGAACUGUUGCUGUGCCGGUGUUCGAAGCAAGGUCAUAGUUGUACUCGCCCAAGCGGGAUUAAAAAUAAAGGAAAGGACGGUGGUGUAA